ACAAAAAUGGGAUUCCUGGUUCUUUUUUUCUCUCUCUGCCGUAUACAUGCGAAAAUGAUGAUGUCAAUCUGAGAUCAUUAUAAAAUGUCGUCGAGUUGCGAAAAAAGAGUCAUUUAAACAAAAAACCUAGCAAAAAGUGUUCACUCUGAAGAAAAAUCGAGAGGAAGUGUAGCGCUGUGACUUCUGCCCCAUCAAUCUCGUGUCCGGUUCGAUCGAUACAAAAAAAGAAGAAAACAAAAACACAAGUGAUAGAGUAGCAAAAAUGUCCAAGCAAACAGUGAAAAUAUGCACAAAGUUUUUGUUCAUCGUGUCGUUGGUAGUGUGUCUAUCGUUGGCUGAACAAACAUCGAGACCCUGUCUGCCGCGUUGGUUGGACAAAGACAGUCUUGUGUGCGUGUGCACAUCGGCCUAUUGCGAUACAUUGGAAACACCCGAACCGAUUGCAAAGAAUGACUAUGUUUUUGUGUCAUCGAGCGAGGAUGGUGACCGCUUCAAUUUUAUACUUGGAAAGUUUCCAAGACGAAAUCGUUAUUCGAGCAUGCCGGCACCGUUGGACGUGAGCAAAACGUACGUGAAAAUCAAAGACAUAAUCAAUGGCCGACAAUUUCAUGGUAUGGGCGGCACAUAUACUGGCUCAACGGCCUAUGUUACAAGUUUAAUGUCAACGACGCUGCAACGGCACGUUUACAAAAGUUUUUAUUCGCCCAAUAAUGGUACUAAUUUAUCGAUAGUGCGCGUACCCAUCGGCAGUACAAAGAACAAAGUUGGAAAACAGUGGACAUAUAAUGAGAACCCCCCAAACGAUAGUCGUUUAACGAAUUUUUCCGCAUUCAAUCGAGAGGAUCGGCUUCGUUUGUGCCAGCUGAAGCAAUUAAAACGCAUCGCAAAAAAUCCAUCCAUUGAAUUUAUGGCCGUAGCAUCAAAAGCACCCGAAUGGAUGACGCGCACGAUUCUAAAUGGAAAACGCAAUGUUUUGAAACGUGAAUUCUACCAGACAUGGGCCGAUUAUCACUUGAAAUAUUUGCAAAUGAUGGACAACGAAUGCAUUCGCUUUUCGUCCAUAUCAACGGGGCAACGACCAGAUUCAUCAUACAAUUCGCCGGAAUAUUCACCGCUUGCUUGGGAUCCAUACGAACAAGGCAAAUGGUUGGCCAACAAUCUGGGCCCAACGCUGAGAGCGUCAAACUUUAGUAACAUCACAAUCAUCGCGUACGAUGACAGUCGUCAAAGCAUUCCAUAUUUUGCAUCGUCAAUGAAUGUGGGCGACAAAAAUGCGAUGCGGUUCGUUGACGCAAUCGGAAUUCAAAAUGAAAAAAACAGAUAUUACCUGUCAACGGUGUUGGAUUUGACUUAUGCCGCGUUUCCAAGUAAAGCAAUUUUGAAUACAGAAUCCAGUUUCCCUGACGUAAAACUGGGUUCGUGGAACAAUGCCGAAGCCCUUGCACUAGAUAUCAUCGAUAAUUUACAGCAUGAUUCACUUGGAUAUAUAGUAAACAAUUUGAUAUUGAAUCUCGACGGUGGACCCGGCAUUACGGGUGAAAAACAGGAUGCGCCAAUUUUGGUAAGCAAAGAUUCAACAGAGUUUUACAAGCAACCCAUGUUUUAUGUGCUCGCACACUUUUCCAAAUACAUUACACCUGGUUCGGUGCGAUUGGACACAUUCACCGAUAAAUAUCUCGACAUUUUGACAGUAGCUUAUCUACGGCCUGACGAUAAAAUCGUCGUAUCAAUGUACAAUCGACUGAACAAUUCCGUAGCGGUCGUUUUGACCGAUCUAUAUCAAGGCGCCGUUGAACUGCAGCUCAAACCCAAAUCAAUCAAUACGUUGAUUUAUUGA
Sitodiplosis mosellana (orange wheat blossom midge) is the source of this 1837-nucleotide messenger RNA. RefSeq names its product lysosomal acid glucosylceramidase-like. Lineage: Eukaryota; Metazoa; Arthropoda; Insecta; Diptera; Cecidomyiidae. Gene Ontology annotation, biological process: glucosylceramide catabolic process. The coding region runs from base 263 to 1837 and encodes 524 amino acids. Gene Ontology annotation, molecular function: glucosylceramidase activity. The transcript has a single exon. The record is from RefSeq and is a predicted model, not a curated record.